Molecule: messenger RNA, 1860 nt
Organism: Maudiozyma barnettii
Lineage: Eukaryota; Fungi; Ascomycota; Saccharomycetes; Saccharomycetales; Saccharomycetaceae
Gene: HIP1
Product: histidine permease
Exons: 1
Coding region: 1-1860 (619 amino acids)
Biological process (GO): amino acid transmembrane transport
Cellular component (GO): membrane
Molecular function (GO): amino acid transmembrane transporter activity
Source: RefSeq, a predicted model, not a curated record
AUGAAAAAUCCUCUGAGUAAAGAGUACUGGACAGAAGUCGUCGAUGGCUUUAGACCAGCCGAGAUCGGGAACCAAACGACAAACAACAAUGACAGUGGUAGUGAAAUGGAAUUAACAACAGACCCUACUAUAUCUGACUUACCUGCUGGUGAGAGUAGUGCGUUUUCUCAGACUGAGAAGAAAUUAUCAGCAACAACAACAUCACACCUAUUUCAUGGUGACUCCAAAGAUGGUCUACGUUUGACUCAAACUACUAACGACGUUACAUCUACGGCAACUCACGAGAAACUAAAGGAUGUUGGAAUGAACAAAGACCUAGAUGUGCGUCAUUUAAUUACACUAGCUGUAGGUGGUGCUAUUGGUACGGGUUUAUUUGUUAACUCUGGUGCCUCAUUGACUACAGGUGGCCCGGCUUCAUUAGUCAUCGGAUGGGUCAUCAUUUCUACCUGUCUUUUCACUGUUAUUAAUGCACUUGGUGAACUUGCGGCUGCUUUUCCUAUUGUCGGUGGUUUUAAUGUGUAUAUCACAAGAUUUGUUGACCCUGCACUAGGGUUUUCCAUUAAUAUCAAUUAUUUAGCUCAAUGGUUAGUCUUAUUACCAUUAGAACUUGUUGCAGCUUCAAUUACUAUCAGAUACUGGAACGAAGAAAUUAAUUCAGAUGCUUGGGUUGCAAUCUUUUACACUGUUAUUGGUUUGGCCAACAUGUUGGAUGUCAAAUCCUUCGGUGAAACCGAAUUUGUAUUAUCAAUGGUGAAAAUUCUUGCCAUUAUUGGAUUUACCAUCCUGGGUAUUGUAUUAACCUGUGGUGGUGGUCCAAAAGGUGGAUUUCUAGGUGGUAAAUAUUGGCAUAACCCUGGGGCUUUUGUAGGGCAUAGCUCUGGCUCAAAAUUUAAAGGUUUGUGUUCAGUGUUUGUUACGGCUGCAUUUUCUUAUUCAGGUAUUGAAAUGACUGCUGUGUCAGCUGCAGAAUCAAAAAAUCCAAGAGAAACUAUUCCAAAGGCUGCUAAGAGAACUUUUUGGUUGAUUACAGCAUCAUAUGUUACCAUUUUAACACUUGUUGGUUGUCUGGUUCCUUAUAACGAUGCAAGGUUGUUGAAAGGUACUUCUUCGGUCGAUGCUGCUUCAUCACCUUUAGUUAUUGCCAUAGAAAAUGGUGGUAUUAAAGGUCUACCAUCCUUGAUGAACGCUAUCAUCCUAAUUGCUAUUAUCUCGGUUGCAAAUAGUUCCGUUUAUGCUUGUUCUAGAUGUAUGGUUGCCAUGUCCCACAUUGGUAAUAUUCCAAAGAUGUUUAGUCGUGUUGAUAAAAAGGGUAGACCAUUGAAUGCAAUUUUAGCAACAUUAUUCUUUGGGUUGCUAUCUUUCAUUGCUGCUAGUGACAAACAAGAAGAAGUCUUCACAUGGCUAAGUGCAUUGUCUGGUUUAUCAACAAUUUUCUGUUGGAUGGCCAUUAAUCUAUCGCAUAUUAGAUUCAGACAAGCUAUGGUUGCACAAAACAUAUCCUUAGAUGAACUUCCAUUCAUCUCGCAAACUGGUGUCUGGGGUUCAUGGUAUGGUUUCGUUGUUCUUUUCCUAGUUUUGAUAGCAUCGUUCUGGACUUCAUUGUUCCCUGUUGGUGGUUCUGGUGCAGACGUUGAGUCCUUCUUUGAAGGUUAUUUGUCAUUCCCAAUCCUAAUUGCUUGCUACUUUGGUCACAAGCUAUGGUUCAAGAGGAAACAACUCAUGGUGAAUCUAGAUGAAAUGGAUCUAAUCUCAAACAGAAGACCAGUUGAUCUUGAGUUGCGUCGCCGCGAGAUGGCUCUGGAGAAGGAAGCACUUGCCAAACGUUCGUUCUGGUUCAGGUUCCUCCACAUCUGGUGUUAG